Messenger RNA from Sparassis crispa, 1023 nucleotides. RefSeq lists its product as hypothetical. Lineage: Eukaryota; Fungi; Basidiomycota; Agaricomycetes; Polyporales; Sparassidaceae. Bases 1 to 1023 code for a protein of 340 amino acids. The record is from RefSeq and is a predicted model, not a curated record. The transcript has 11 exons. Gene Ontology annotation, biological process: transport. Gene Ontology annotation, molecular function: transmembrane transporter activity.
AUGAGUGGAAACGGUCUGUCGAGCUAUCUGUCGGACUCGGUCGCGCUCAAUGAUAGUCUUCGAAGUAACAAGGCGGUCGUGUGUGCCAUCUCUGCAAGCUACAUCUCGACGUUCGUGGGGUAUCCUCUAGAUUCUAUCAAGUCCAGGCUUCAGACCAUACGGACUCACAUAUCGAUCCCUACGCUUGCACUUCAAGUGUACCGUGAAGAAGGCGUCAUCGGAUUCUAUCGCGGGCUAUGGAUACCUCUGAUCACCAUUUCCUUCGUUCGUGCUGCGUCUUUCACGAUAUACACUUCUACCAAAGAGUAUUUCCGUGAGCAUCAUUUACUGAACAGCAACAACAUCUUCAAUGUGGCGUCUGCGGGCGGCGUAGGGGGUGCAUUGUCUGGCUCCCUGAUAUCAUUCGGUAGUGCGCCAUUUGAGCUUGUGAAGGUUCGGCGUCAGCUGGAAUACUCUAUCGCUGCCAGCAAGGGAACCCGGAUUCUGAAGGCUCCAAGUACCGUAGAUGCCGUCCGCGAUAUUUUAAGGAACAACGGCGUGAGGGGCUUGUACCUAGGAUUCCGCCUUCAUUUCAUACGCGACACAACCGGUACGGCGCUGUAUUUCUUCGAGUACGAUGGCUUUCGCCACUUGAUGGGCCGCGACGCUCUCUCGGGCGAACAAGGACCAACACCAGCUUGGAUGCCGAUACCCUCUUCGUUAGUUCCCUUCAUGUGUGGCUCCCUCGCUGGUGUGACGUCGUGGGCUAUGAUCUACCCUCUUGAUGUUGUCAAGACAAAGGUUCAGCAACGCGCGUUGGCCGGUGAGCGUAAGAGGGGCGCAUUCGAGACAUUGUAUCGUCUAAUUCGGGGCCCGGACCCGACCGCCCCGAGACCUUUCCUCUUGGGAGUAGCGCGACUAUACCGUGGACUAGGGGUCAGUGCGUUGCGCAGUGUUACCACUCAUGGCUUGCUCUGGACGAUCUUUGAUCUCACGGCUGGGUAUAUUGACCGGCUCCCUGCGACAUCAGAAAGUACAGUAUAG